Molecule: messenger RNA, 7812 nt
Organism: Colletes gigas
Lineage: Eukaryota; Metazoa; Arthropoda; Insecta; Hymenoptera; Colletidae
Gene: ken
Product: transcription factor Ken 2-like
Exons: 6
Coding region: 2997-4442 (481 amino acids)
Biological process (GO): regulation of transcription by RNA polymerase II
Cellular component (GO): nucleus
Molecular function (GO): protein binding; RNA polymerase II cis-regulatory region sequence-specific DNA binding; DNA-binding transcription factor activity
Source: RefSeq, a predicted model, not a curated record
CCGUUGCCAUUUAUCGUCACCGUACUGACGUUCCGAUCGGUGGAUGGUGUGUAUAUACACGCGCGUUUACGAGCGGUCACGUCCGUGUGACCACACCACUACCAUCGAAUCGCAUUAACCACCACCAUCGUCACCACUACCACCACCACCACCACCACCAUCUCUCGUUGACUGCCCAGUCUACCUCUCUCCGCGUUUACCUAGGACCAGACAGAGAAAGCGAAAGAGCAAAAGAGUGAGAGGCGAAGAGUAAGAGAGGGUCUCGGCUUUGCGCAAAAGUUACGACGGAGCGAGGAGCAGUGAGACACACCGCGGAGACCGGAAGAGACCCUCUCUCCCUGAAGAAGUCCUCCGGCGAAGUGAGAAAGAGAGACCACGCGCGAAAAACAUAGAUCGCUUCGAUCGAGUGUCUCGACUCUGUGUACAUACGCGGGUGCGCGGGCGUGUGUGCAGUGCGAAAUAAUAUCGAAGAAACCGACGUCGACCGUUGUCAACGACGUGUUCUGCCCGUUGUUUCUUUCUCCGUUUUCGUUUCUCGUAUUUUCUCGCCGACCCGCGGUGUUUGAUAUCGUCGCGCGGACAGGCCACGUGGUCCACCUGGUUUCCUUCUUCUUCCGGGUUUCCCGGCAGGACGCGAACGAACGUCGCCCCAGCGGCGCGAAAUUCCGUCGACUCGGUUCGUGGAUCGCGCGGAAGGCUUUCGAGGCGUCGUCGUUAUCGUCUCUCCGGUCCCAGUGCGCCGUUCCCGAGGAACGAAAACACCAGAACACGUGCUCAUCCGCACGUGCUUUCGACGACGCACGUGCUCUGUUCGGACUGGUCCGGCUGCGUGCACGGAGGAAUCGCUUUCGGGGCCUGCUGCUCCCCCGAAAGUCCGUCAGAAGUUUCGAACAACGAUCGGGGAGAAGAGCCGCGGCGCACGGCACAGCUGGAGGAAUCGACGCGAAAAAGUUUACGGGGGAAUUUGCGCGCGAACAGGUGUCGUCUCGGUGGGCACGGCGUUGACGGUUGUCGGUGGAGCGACCAACGUACACCCCGAUCGAUAGAAAGGAAGUGAAAGGUGACGAAGGAAAGGGAGAAACGAGGAAAAGAAGAAGCAUCGAAACGAAGAGCGAGUCUCUCGGCCGUUCGGUUUGCGCCGCUUACGUACACCGAGCAAGAGCGGGCCCCGCGUUGUGUAAGAGCUGAAAGUAAAAGUUGAAACCGCCGACUUGGGCUCGCGGGAGCGCGUGCGGAGCGCGCUAAAAUCCGAUCCUGUCUCGUAGGCUGGGCAUAGCCGAAUAUUACCUACCUCUCUCUCUCCUUCUCUUUCUCGACGGCGGCUUUCGGAUUUGGUGUAGCCACCAUCGCGAGCCGUUUCACGUCGACGUGUUCCCGCGGAAAGCAAACACGGGUGAUUGCGAGGAAUUCGAACGGUGGAACGCAACGAACGCGAACACGAACACGAACCACGAAACGGGAAACCAGAGCGACGAAAGAACCGUGGGGCAAUUGUGCAACGACAUUUCUAAUACCGUUGCUUCGUGAAAUCCGCGGGAGGGAAAGAGCGCGGCGAUACGCGGUGGUCGUUCAAGUUCGAUACGGCGAAGAAAGCGAUGGAAACGAUCGUUGCCCGGCCGCUGCUGCCGGCGUCGUGCGCUACGAAAUGCGAGUGCUCAAGGUCGUCGCCUGUAUCUCACCGGUAACCCGCUUCCGGGACGAACGUCGUCGACGCAAGCAACGACACCCCGAUCUCGCGGUUCAAUUCGAGCGUGGCUGUCUCUUGAUUCCUCGAUCGCGUCCCGCUCGCUGCAACAACGUUUCGUAAAACGGAUUACAAAACCAGAAGAGAAAGGAGACAGAGAAAGGGAGAGGCAGGGGAGGAAGAAGAGAAGCGCGAGAGGGACAAGGAGAGAGACAAUCCCGCCACAGGAAAUCGCAAGGCAACGAUACACACGGUGGAGAUACGGUGUUCGAGCACCGCGUCGAAGGUAGACGACGACGAGGUGGACGACAAGACCCGCGGAAAAGUAAAUCCGGGGAAAAGGGAGGAGUCCGAUCGUACGAUCCGGAUGUGGCUGGAUCCACUGGUUUUCUUCGCUGUCGCCGACGGUGCGCCGCCUCGACGCCUCCUCGACGCCUCCUCGAACUGGAUUUUCCCCGGUGCUCGUCCUCCUGGUGGUGCAUCGAGCAGAGAUCCCAACGAGAUCCCGAGCUCGUGAACGCCGCGCGGAGACACGCGGCCGAGCGGAAUUAAAAGUGCGCUUAAAAAGGUUAGCGGGAUAAAAAAGGCGCGCGCGCGAAAGGAUAAGAGAAAGGAAUAGGAGCCACCUCCGAGUCCUUGAGAGUACCCAACGGGUAAAAGUGCCGCGCGCGGAGCCAGCCGGUUGACCCUGGGCAGCCAACGGAGCAGACCCCGUUUGAAAAAAGUUAUCCACGUCGUUGUCGUCGUCGUCGUCGACGUCGUCGUCGUCAUCGUCAUCGUCGUCGUUGUCAUCAUCGCGGUCCGUAAAUCUCCUCCACUGUGCGCGUUUCUUCUCAUCUUGCAUCCCCGUUUCGAAGUCGUCCAGCUACGGAUCAGGAAACAUCCGGGGAACAAAUUCCAAUUUCCUCGUCUGUCGGAAGAAUUCCAAACCCACCGAUCGAAUAUUCGAACACGACGCCUCCACCGACGCCGCCGCCGCCGUUGCUCUUCUUUCCACGUAUCACGACUAUGCGGACGUGCUCGACAGUGUGAAGUGUUCUCAGUGCUCCCGAUAUCGUCGCGAUUUUUCGUCUGCGUUCCACCCACGACGUGCCGCGAUCUGUUUCCCGGUGGUGAGAUCUACGCUCCCGGAAUAUCAAUGUACGUCACGUGUAUGCACCGUCGUCCUCGUCGCCGCUAUCACGGGAUUUCGGGUCGUCGGCUCGUGGAGAUGCUUCGUGACUCCUCGAGAGAGUCUUAACCGAAAAGUAACUGCGAUUUGUUCCCAUUUGGAUACCAUAUUGGAUAAAGUGCGGACGAUCAAAAUUACAAGAUGAUGUAUACUGACGGUCUCCUAACACUCCAUUAUGGGAAGCAUCCAGCGACCUUGGCCGCAGAAGUCGGAGCCUGGUACACCGGGGACCGUCACGUGGACGUGACGUUGGCUUGCGACGAUGGUUCCGUCGUCAAGGCCCAUCGCGUAGUUUUGGCGGCAGCUAGUCCCCUUUUGGCUGGUCUCCUUCGUAACCCCGCGUUGGACCACGUGGUCCACUUGUCCGGGGUCCGAAAAACCCAGCUAACUCACCUGCUGGAAUUUCUCUACAACGGAGAAGCUCUAAUUCCAUCGACGGAACUUACACCGCUGAGGGAACUGUUCGAGCUUCUUCAAAUAAAGUCGGAGCUGUUCGAGCCGAAUCAACUUCAGACCUCUAGCAAUUCCGACCCCGAAAGAAUACCCACCCCUCAGCCUUCCGAGGGCCAAGAAAGCUCGAGCUAUGAGUCGCAAUACGACGGCAGGCAGUCCAACAAUCCCGCGGACUGUUGCUCGGUUCUCAUAAAAACCGAAGGCUGCGAAGAGGAACCGGAAGUAGACGUGGAGGGCAUCGAGGGGGAGGCGCUCCUCACGGAGAACAGGGAAAGCAGUAUAGAACCGCCCCGAAGGAGGGAUAGCUCCGAUCCUGUGAACCUGAGUCUAAAUUCUGGCACCUCCACUACCAGCGAAAGUUCCCACGAUAUCGUGCCUAGGUCAGAAAAACAAAUGCUGGAAAGGCGAGAAUCUCUGGAGGAGGCAGAGGAGAGAAGAAGGCAAUUGGCGGCUCGACUCGCGCUAGGCUUAGAACCGGGAAAACGGAAACCAGAUGAAAUACCUAUACCACCUGCGGAGGCAUACGUUGUCACGCCCCAUCGGAAACGAAGGCCAGGCUUUCACAACGCACCUGCGCAGAAUCCGGCUUUUGUACCAUUUAAUCCUGGAUUCGAGACGCCAAGGCGAUUGCAAGCGCCACAUCCCCUCAGCGUCUCGGCACCUCCGUACCUGCAGGACAGGUCGGUGACGCCACCAGGAGCGUCUCACAGGCCACCGAGCGCGGACCCGGCGUCGGCGACGGGAUUGGAGCCACCGUGGAGCUCUUGGGCCCUGCCCCCAGCGAGGGCCCCACCGCCCCCACCGACGGACGACCCGCCGAAAUCCACCCCCGUUCGCGAGUACCGGUGCAGUUAUUGUGGCAAACAGUUCGGGAUGUCUUGGAACUUGAAGACUCAUCUGCGAGUGCACACCGGCGAGAAACCGUUCGCGUGUAGACUUUGUGUCGCCAUGUUCAAGCAAAAGGCCCACCUGCUGAAGCACCUCUGCUCGGUUCACAGAGGCGUCAUAGCCGCCCCCGACAAUACGUUCACCUGUUGCUUCUGCUCGUUGAGUUUCGAUAGUCUGCAAGAGCUCAUCAGGCAUCUGUCGGGACCGCACAACAAUUUGCUGCUCAGCAAAAAUCUCCACGACUAGCGACAAGGUUAAGGCCCAACCGGUGCUCGAACCGAAACUCCGCGAAUCCUCUACGGGGGGGUGGAUCGGAAAGUACGAGUGCCUUCUCUAAAUUUUAUUUUCUUUUUUGUUUUUUUUUUUUUUAAUGCGACGCGAACCACUCACAGUAUUUGUGCGCUCGAUCCAGCAUUUCUUUGUACCGCUUUUUAAUAGAAAAUUAAUGGGUCUGGACGAUGAUCUCGAGACGCCCAGGGCCACUCGCGAACAGCUGUCUCCAAUUAUUUUCAUUAAUUCCCACGGCAUGCAUCCCGAGAACUGUUUUAGCGUCUCGGAAGAUGUCGUACCCUCGACGAUUUUGAAAAUCUUUGGAGGAAGCGCGCGUCGAUCGUUGUUUCUUCGCGACGAGAAAGAGAAAACGCGAUUUUCGAAUUGUACGGAUUUAACGUGAAACCAAAACGGCGUUUUUCUUUCGGAAGAAACAGCAGACACGCACACGGGGGCACCGGAAGAGCCUUUAACGGAAAGCGUUCUGUCGUUCUCGCUACUCUUCGGGUACGCGACAAUCAACUACCAGUUUAUUAUAAUAAGCGAUGACCAGUAAUUCUGACCAAAUAACAUAUUUCCGCCAAUCGACGUAAGUCGGAAGUGUGUCGGGUAUGUUGACGGUCUUCUCAUCAGGAAUCGUUAAGGAAGCCGAAAACGAGAAUGCAAAAAAAAAAAAAACGUGUGGAAGGCGGCGAGAGUCAAUUAUUGUCGCGAAUGAUAAUUGCGUAAACGCACCAUUUUUCUCGUUGCGUCUUGCUCUCACCGAAACGAAAAGAAGGAAAAGCUCUUUUUUUUUAGCGCUUUCGUUCGCGUCACGUGACACUCUCGGCAAGACGUCUCGUUUACCUCAGCGCGCGCAGAAUAAAUCUCACAUGUAAAUAACGUUAACGUUAGUAGUAGGGAAAAAAACAAAAGCGGACGGAUAACAAUUUAUUUAUUUUACACUUUGCAAAGGGACCAACCGAUUUUCCACCGAUUUCUGUCUUAGGUAGAUCUUAGGUGUCCUGCCCGCCAAUCGCCUCGAACAAAUUCGCUCGUCGAGAGCUGAACGGUGUCGAAAACAAAUUCACGCAUGGGAAGAAUUUUCGUAUUCGAAGGCCAAGGAAACGGGAACUAAAAGACAUUGGCGUUCUCCUCUAUCCUGCGAAGAGGAACAUUAUCGACGUGACGGAAACGAUCGAUGGAAUAAACGUUAAUAAUGUUCUUCCUGCGUACGGAUCCCUCGUCUUCCACUUAAUCGUCCUCAGUUUUUCCUUCACCAUGCCCAUAUUCCUCCUCUCGUGUGUUUUCUCUUUAUCAUUUCUUUCCAUCGUAGACAUCUUUGGUAUCUCAGCGACACGAGUGCCUUGUCAAAUGGGUCCAAAUUGGUCGAUUGGGCAGUGAUUUCAUGUGUUCAUAGGCUUAAGAUACGUACACGUGUAAGAUGACGAUACGAGCUCGCUUAGGAAUUGAAGGAAACGUUAAUUAAUUCACGUAGAAAGGUUUUAAAUAUCACUCGAAUUAAUCCAAGUUUUGUUAGGAUCUUUAAGUAGUAGCUUUUGUUUCUCUAAUUCCUUUUUUCCGUUGGCGCAGGACGUCAUAAUCAUUAUUAUUUUUUUUUUCUUUUUUUUUUUUUUUUAUAGGUAGGUAUUAUUACCUAAGGUGCCUUGAAGAAGGGCCUCGACCUCUCUUUACCUCCUUGUCCGCGCGAAAAUCUCGAGCACGAAACGAGCGGCCGUUUGCAAACGAUAUUGUAUCGAGUCGACGUACGUUCGUACCAUGGGGUUCCCAAACUCAGUAGUUUGCGUAUUAAGAAUACAGGCGUCGCUAGUGUAUCGCGUUCCUCCUAGAGCUUUUCUCUCGGGAACCUUACUGUACCUCCACUAAUCUCCGUAAAUAUGAAAUUACCAAAUCAGCGUACCGAAACGUACGUUCGAAAGAAACGCGUGUCGAUGCACGAUAGGACCUCGAUGAUUGCAAGCGAACUGGAAAUUUCGUACAAGUAUCAAGAUUCGUGCAAUUACCGAGGCAAUAACGAGGUGUUCGCGUGCAAGUAUCGAGGUUCGAUCGCAACGGAAUAUCGAUGGAACGCCCUCUUUUUGUUCUCGCGACGAAAUCCCUCGAGGCGACGAUGGCUUCGCGGAACGUUCGACAACGCGGAAAGGAGCGUAAGAAGGGGUUAGAGGGGUGGUGUGCGCUCUCGUUAAGCCAGACAAAAACGGCCAGCACAAAACAGUGAACGCAAUGUGAUACUAAAUGAUAAUAAAGAUAAAGUAAUUAUUGUUUAGCGUGCGACGCCUCGGCGCAUGGCACAAGCGCAAUCCGCGGCUACGACAGUGAAAAGGAACGAGUCUCUCGACCGUGGUUUGCAAUACGCCCGACAGACGAUCCCUUUUCAUCUGCGAGUCGCCUAAAUAAUUGUUAGUAACCAACGUUUCGUCGUUUCUCUUUUCAACCCCUUUUUCUCCUAGAAACCCUCCUCCAAAAACCCCCUCGUCCCCUCUUCUCGAGACGUAAGUGCACUAGGGUUACGUAUACAGAUUAUUUUACCGUUCAUUAGUUACGUUACCGUGUAUGCAUACGCGCGCAUACGCACACACAGACACACCUACAUACACCGACACACACGUACACCGACACGAACACCCACACUGUAUACGCACACGCUCGCGUCCAGAUGUCCAAAAUGGACACCUCGUCUUUCUCGGGCGUAGCGAAUUACUUGUAAAAAUAAAUGAUUUUAGAUCGAUUCGAUGGUUCAUUCUCGUCACUCCCAACCGAUCGGAGAUAAAUGUAUUGCGGAGGGAAGGAUAGAUAGGUCUCUGUCGUUUUGCAAACAAAUCGUGACCGCCAAUAUUUCGUUUCAAAUGGAUUUUUAAUUACACGACUGGCGGCUCGAGCUGACAAAAAUAUAAACAACGAUGGAGGAGGAGGCGUUUCGCGAGUAUCGCUAACGAGGAUCAAUGCAAGAUUUUGCUUGGUUACAGAACCUUACGAAGGCUGAAUAAAACGACCGGAACCUACCAGGUCUAAUUUUUCUUCCUCCCUGCAAUACAUCGACACGAGCACACAGUAUUGUUCGGAUACGAGUGAAAUAUUUAUGGCGACAAAUAUGGGAAACCUCGACGAGGGUUGUCGAUUUUUGGCCAGUUCGAUAGCUUUCGAUUUCAAGGUUCGCGAGGUUCGCAAAAUUAUUUGUUUUUCGUUGUCCCUCCCUUAGUUAUUUCCUCGAAUUAUCGUCGUUUACGUUUGUUCUGCCCCUUUGGACAUCUGGUCAGAGUUUCGUAGAUUUUAAGCAACUUCCGAGCGGAAACUGUUUUCCGCGUGCUUUCUUAGUGUUCAUAGGUUUACAAGAAAUAAAUUAAUU